GCGAAAUAGAUUGCUUGGGAUUAUCUUCUUAUCCUAGAAUAUCUGCUCUUAAUCAGUGGAUUAUGAGCAAUAUCAUGGAUUCAGUGCCUUGUGAAAAGGCCAGUUACCAAAUAACGCCAAACGAAACCAACUACUUGUGAAAUGCAUCGAAGGCACUUCCUUAUAGUUAUGAUAAAAUCUGUAGUGGUAGGAUCUCAACCUAACAUUACUCAACUUCAAUGUGAUUGCGGACGUGCUAAUGAAAGAGGACCGAAAAUUGUGGGUGGUGCUGAAGUUCAUCCAUAUAAAUACCCUUGGAUGGUUGCAGUGUAUCUUGGAUACUUUUUUCAUUGCGGAGGUUCUUUAAUCACUCGUCAGUAUGUCUUGACUUCAGCCAGUUGUCUGAAAAUGAAUGGGAGCAUAUCUGUCGGAAUAGCUGUUCACAAUUGGGCCUGGCCACAUCAGAGGAUAGCAGCAUCAGAAGUAAAGAUUCACCCGAACUAUAAAAGAAAAGAAUCGUCUUACGACGUCGGUUUGAUCAAGCUUUCGAAAGCAGUUACAAUAUCAGAACGAGUUCGACCUCUUUGCUUGCCUCAGAAUGUGGAAUAUGAACGACCUGGCAGGCACGCCAUUGCUGCGGGGUGGGGUGAAACAAAGUCUGCACAGACAGACGGAAGUCAAGGUAGUCUAGUGAACCAGUAUUUAAAAGAAAUCGAAUCGAGAAUAGUGAACACAAAUGAUUCGAUAAUCACAGCUGUAGGAGUAAACGGCCGCGGUGUUUGCUAUGGUGAUUCUGGUUCUCCCUUAUUUACAAGAUAUGCAGAUGGAAAAUUCCACGUGAUAGGAGUGAUUUCAAGAGGCCCUUCAAAUUGCUCGGGACCCUUUUUAUCUCCUAGAAUAUCGCCAAUUAAUCAGUGGAUUAGGAGGAAUGUUAUGGACUCAGAGCCAUGUGAAAAGGCCAUUUACCAAAUAAAGCCAAAUGACACCAGCUACAUGUGAAAUUCAUCAAAAUCAUUUCAUUAUUCUUAUGAUAGAACCUGAGACUGAUAAGAAGAUAAAAAUAAUGUUGUGAAAAGGAAUUUGGAAGUCUGCUAAAUACAUAUAAAAUAAUU
This is a messenger RNA of Argiope bruennichi, 1091 nucleotides long. RefSeq names its product phenoloxidase-activating factor 3-like. NCBI's taxonomy places the organism in Eukaryota, Metazoa, Arthropoda, Arachnida, Araneae, Araneidae. The transcript is spliced from 8 exons. Gene Ontology annotation, biological process: proteolysis. Gene Ontology annotation, molecular function: serine-type endopeptidase activity. Bases 142 to 978 code for a protein of 278 amino acids. The record is from RefSeq and is a predicted model, not a curated record.